Molecule: messenger RNA, 1223 nt
Organism: Loxodonta africana (African savanna elephant)
Lineage: Eukaryota; Metazoa; Chordata; Mammalia; Proboscidea; Elephantidae
Product: olfactory receptor 5AL1-like
Exons: 1
Coding region: 35-976 (313 amino acids)
Biological process (GO): sensory perception of smell; G protein-coupled receptor signaling pathway
Cellular component (GO): membrane
Molecular function (GO): odorant binding; G protein-coupled receptor activity; olfactory receptor activity
Source: RefSeq, a predicted model, not a curated record
ACUGUGCUCUGGAGGGGUUUAUUGUAAUUUUUCCAUGGCCAAAGGCAACCAUUCAGCUGUGACUGAGUUCAUCCUCUUGGGACUCACAGAUAACCCAGACCUUCAAGCCAUUCUCUUUAGUGUCUUCCUAGUGAUCUACUUAGUUAGUGUCAUAGAUAAUCUAGGUUUGAUUGUGCUAAUCCAAAUCAGUCCUCAGCUUCACACACCGAUGUAUAUGUUUCUGAAUCAUCUGGCCCUUGUAGAUUUUUCUCUUACUUCAACUGUCACCCCAAACACUUUAGUGAAUUUUUUGUGUGAAGUUAAAAGUAUAACAUUUUAUGCAUGUGCCACCCAGGUAUGUUGUUUUAUCACAUUUGUAGUUUGCGAACUCUACUUGCUUUCCAUCAUGGCAUAUGAUCGUUAUGUUGCCAUCUGCAACCCUUUACUCUAUGUCAUUCUCAUGCCUAGAAAACUCUGUAUUCAACUGGUUGCUAGCACGUAUGUUUAUGGUUUUAUUGUGGGUCUUGUACAGACAGUGGUGACAUUCCGUUUGUCUUUUUGUGACUCCAAUAUGGUCAACCACUUUUACUGUGAUGAUGUUCCUUUGAUUGCUUUGGCCUGCUCUGACACUCAAGUCAAAGAGCUGAUGUUGUUAAUCAUUGCUGGGUUUAAUGCUCUUUGCUCUCUACUGAUUGUGUCAAUUUCUUAUGCUUUCAUUGUCUUAGCCAUCCUUAGGAUCCACUCUGCUGAAGGAAGACAGAAAGCCUUUUCCACCUGCGUGUCCCACCUGAUUUCCAUCACAACAUUUUAUGGAACCUUCAUUUUUAUGUACCUACAGCCCAAGUCAAGCCAUUUUCUGAACAGAGAUAAAUUUGCUUCAGUGUUUUAUGUAGUGGUGAUUCCCAUGCUAAACCCACUGAUCUACAGCUUGAGAAACCAGGAGGUAAAAAACGCACUGAAGAGAAUUAUAGAAAAGUUGUGUUUGGCUGUAAGGUAAAUGAAAAGUCAUAUGACAGUAUCAGGAAAUUUAGAGUUAAGUCUUGUCAAGUGUCACAGUGCUGGUAAAUGACAAAGCCAAAUCCCAUAUUUCAAGUGCUCAAACCUAUGUUUUGGGGUAUAGCUCUAUAGACUCAAGGUGAGUCUCAUCCACUGUUUAUUCCCAAUGACUUCCACAUGAAAUGUAUUUUGUAAAUUUUGUUUGAGUUGUUGAAAGAAGAGAGAAAGGGAAAGGGAGAGAGAGAGAG